Molecule: messenger RNA, 636 nt
Organism: Verticillium alfalfae VaMs.102
Lineage: Eukaryota; Fungi; Ascomycota; Sordariomycetes; Glomerellales; Plectosphaerellaceae
Exons: 2
Coding region: 1-636 (211 amino acids)
Source: RefSeq, a predicted model, not a curated record
AUGGCUUCCCGCUGCUCCUGCACGGCGCUCACGAAGCUGCCACUCGGCCGCUCGACCUCCCAAUCCCUGACCUCCCGAUCCUUCUCGACCACGACGUCCCAGCAAAGGGGUCUGCCACGCAUAUCCCCCGAGUCCCCCGACUGGAUCCAGAUCCCGCGCGCCCGCCAGGACCGGGCCUCCGAGUCCAAACCCGUCAAGCCCAAGGGCACGCUGCCCGUGCCUCGCGCCCUCUUCCCCGACGGCGCCCGCGACCCCAAGCUCCAGCCCGACUUCCUUGCCAAGUCAGCGCCCCUGCCCACGAACGCCGCCUCGCAGCAGCCCGCACGCCCCGGCUCCGCAACCGACGUCCGCCGCCGCAUGGCCGAGCACCGGCGCGCCAACCUCGCCGCCGGCGUCGAGGGCCUCUGGCAGCGCAAGCAGCAGCACGAGGCCCGCCUCGAGCGCACGGCGGCCGCCCAUCAGGCGCUGACGCUGCGGCGGCGCAACGCGCCCCGAGCGGGCCCGACGACGUCUUCACGCGCAGCACCGUCCUCACGGCCACGGCCCAGAACCACCUCGGCCACCUCGACACCAAGGACGCGACUGAGGACACCAGCAGGACGGCCAAGAGGCAGAAGAGCAUCGCAGAGGAGCUGA